Messenger RNA from Aspergillus pseudotamarii, 897 nucleotides. RefSeq lists its product as uncharacterized. NCBI's taxonomy places the organism in Eukaryota, Fungi, Ascomycota, Eurotiomycetes, Eurotiales, Aspergillaceae. The record is from RefSeq and is a predicted model, not a curated record. Bases 108 to 395 code for a protein of 95 amino acids. The transcript is spliced from 2 exons.
GCGUCGGACACCACACAUCCAUGUAUUUCACUAACAUUUCUAAGUACAUUGCUGGGAUGGCUAGACCGCUUUCUUUUGAGAUAAACCUGAUGCAAUAAUCCAACACCAUGUUAACCCUCGAAGUGUUCAGAGGACACCCUGCUGGCACAAUCACAGUCAUCAGGAUGCUGGGUCUCGAUGGCCUUGUGCCAUUCACAGGAAAAAAGAUUAAGUUUUCGUUGUCCAAGAUUCAACAUGAUACUGACUUUCCCGCAAUUUCUGUGGGACACUUCGUGCUCUUCAUUCUCAUGCCACUUCUCAUCCGCAUCACCAUGGGAUAUAAUCUCCUAGUCCUCCUCAUUUCUGACAUUACGACCGCCACGGUUGCCAUGGGCAUCUGUGUGGCUUUUGGAUAAUGUAGUGACAUAAUCUAAUGAGGUAUCGUUUCCCCUUUCCUCGUUUCUACUGGCCAUUGUCUGAGAAUUCGUUUCUUUGCCUGAAAUGGUCAUCGAGGCUUUUAGGGUGCCUCAAGUGACAAUCGCAUCUCUAGCACCGAGUUUUGUGCCGGGAACGGAGAUCGCACAACCCUAGUGCUAAUCUUGCUCGCCGUAAAGUUGCCCUAAGAAAAUAUCAUGCUGAGGGAGUUGAGAUAUAUUUGACAGCUUACAUCAUAAGAACUCAACGUGUCAGCCCUAACUGCAGGAGGAAUAGUGGCCAACAAUCAAAGCACAGCGCUUGUUCUGACUGGACAGUCUGGACGACCAAUAAUGAUGCCUAAGUGCGGGUGUCUUGGCGAGGAACCAGACCCAUUUGUUUCAUAGACACCUAUAUAUCUCACGGACGAGAGGGGAUCGGCGUAGCCAGGUUUAAGAACGGCAUUAUCUAUAUAUUUAUUAUGUCAUGGAAUACCAAAUAAGA